CUAGGUAUUCAGCAAUGGAACUGUUUUAUCGAGUGAGAACAAGGAGCCUCCUCAAGCCAAAUUCUUCCCCCCUCUCAGAAAUGCGAUGCUGCCUCCUGACACAUUCAAAGGGAAAGUAGCUUUUAUCACAGGAGGCGGCACGGGGCUUGGAAAAGGCAUGACAACUGCUUUAUCGAGGCUGGGUGCCGAGUGUGUUAUCGCUAGCAGGUAUGUAUGGGCAAUACUGCAGACAUUGUGUGUGUGUGUGUGUGUGUGUGUGUGUGUUUUUAACCUUUUCUUACUUUCUUACAGUUUAUUUGCUAAAGUGAGAAUACAAAUGGAAUCUCAAAUCUAACACCAAAGUAGCCAAACUGAAAGCAGAGUUGACUUUAAUAUUUUUUUUUUCAGUUUGACUAUUUUGACACGAAACUUGAAAUCCACUUUGAAUUCUCAUUUAAGUGAAUAUCCCCGAUAGUUGAAUUAAUCUAGGGAAUAGUUUCUUUACAGUUGCUUUUUUAUGUCUAUAUUUUUUUUUUUUUUUUAGUAAAGUUCAAUUAUUUAUUAAAAAGCAAAUGUAGAUUGCCAUGAAGUCUGCAAUUACAAACAUUUGUGAAAAAAUAGUCACAGAGCGUGGUCAGCAAGUGUUGAGGCACAUGGUGCAUAAUAGUCACGAACGUUGUGCUGAUUCCAUAACUGAGUUUCAAACUUCCACUGGCACAGAGCUCGAGUCCUGCAGGAACGCAUGGGAAUGGCGUUCCUGCACUUUUUCCAAAGCAGGAACGCCGUUCCCGUUACCUGUCCUGCAGGACCGGCCCUGCUACCUGCACAGAGGGGCCAGCACACGCUGUGUUCCUUCUCCAGCUAUAACUCUCGCGAGACCCGCGGCUGUUACCAUGGCAACGCUCCGCACAGGCGAGUCUCGCGAGAGUUAGAGCUGGAGAGGGAACACAGCGUGUGAUGGCCCCUCUGUGCAGCGGCUGGCUCCCUCCAGCAUACCACCGGACCACCAGGCGAUCUCCCCCCUCCCUGACAAGGUAAGAAGCAGGGAGGGGGGGAUAAAAUAAAAUAAAUAUAGACACAUAAAGUAAAAAAAAAAUGCUUCCCCUCCCCAUCAUCCAGCACACAUACACUCACACACCCAUCAUCCAGCACUCACACACACAUCAUCCAGCACUCACACACCCAUCAUCCAGCACACACACACCCAUCAUCCAGAACUCACACACACAUCAUCCAGAACUCACACACCCAUCAUCCAGCACACACACACACACAUCAUCCAGCACACACACACCCAUCAUCCAGCACUCACACACCCAUCAUCCAGCACACACUCACACACACAUCAUCCAGCACACACACACACCCAUCAUCCAGCACUCACACACCCAUCAUCCAGCACUCACACACCCAUCAUCCAGCACUCACUCACACAUCAUCCAGCACUCACACACACACAUCAUCCACUCACACACCCAUCAUCCAGCCUCACACAUCAUCCAGCAGCACUCACACACACAUCAUCCAGCACACACACACAUCAUCCAGCACUCACACACACAUCAUCCAGCACUCACACACACAUCAUCCAGCACUCACACACUCUUCAUCCAGCACUCACACACUCUUCAUCCAGCACUCACACACACGUCAUCCAGCACUCACACACACGUCAUCCAGCACUCACACACACGUCAUCCAGCACUCACACACACGUCAUCCAGCACACACACACAUCAUUCAGCACGCACACACACGUCAUCCAGUGCGCACACACACGUCAUCCAGCGCGCACACACACAUCAUCCAGCACACACUGCAUUCAUUAUACACACUCUUCACUCACUACAAACACACUACACUCACUAUACACUCACUACAAACACACUACAUUCACUAUACACCCUCUGCAUUCACUAUACACACUCUGCAUUCAUUAUACACAUUCUGCACUCACUACACACUAUACACACUCUGCAUUCACUACACACACUACAUACACUUCACUACAAACACACUACAUACACUGCAUUCAUUGUACACACUCUGCACUCACUACAAACACACUAAAUUCAUUAUACACAAUUUGCACUUACUACAAACACACUAUAUUCAUUAUACACACUCUGCACUCACUACAAACACACUAUAUUCAUUAUACACACUCUGCAUUCAUUAUACACACUGCACUCACUACAAAAACACAACAUUCACUAUACACACACUGCAUUCACUAUACACACUGCACUCACUACAAACACACUACAUUUAUUAUACACACUGCACUCACUACAAAUACACUAAAUUUUUUAUACACACUGCACUCACUACAAAUACACUACAUUCAUUAUACACACUCUGCACUCACUACAAAUACACUACAAUUAUUAUUCACACUGCACUCACUACAAACACACUACAUUUAUUAUUCAUACUCUGCAUUUACUACAAACACACUACAUUCAUUAUACACACCCUGCACUGCACUAUAUGCAUAGGAGUGUAAUUUAAAAAAAAAAAAAAAUUAGGGGGGGGGUGGGGGGGAGGCAGGAAUCUUGGGUGAGUUCCCACACUUUUUUCCCCAGGACUUGACCCCUGCACUGGCAUAAAUAUAAGGUGUUAAAGCCACAGGCUUUAUAAUGUAAACACUGCCUUUUCAGAGAAUUCCUGCCUAAUAAAACCUCUAGUGACGGCCACUAGAGGUUCCUCCUAGUCCACCUACAUUCAAUGUCUCCACUUUCUGCAUCGAUUGAUUUAAGGCAUCUCUAUGAGGGGAUGCUGAUUGGCGCAACAAUGUGUUUAGCCAUGCAAUGCUUUCCUAUGAGAAAGCAUUAGAUUGGCUGAGAUCAUCAUGACUGAUUAUCUCCGCCAUGCAGGUGAGGCCAGCUGCAGAGAGACCAACACGGCAUGGCGGAAAGAAAUUAGUAAAAACACCUUUCCCAGGCAAUUGGAGGAGGGCCGGUAACCUCACUUACAGGCACGCUCACAAACUCCCUGACAGAGAAACACAUGAGGGAGCAGAGAAAGAAGAUUACUUAGGUGGCCUAGGCCUACUACCAGGAGGAGUAAGAAAUAAUAUAUAUAGUGAGGACCCCGCGAUCACAUGGCCCGGGGGAGGGAGGGGCGGAUCGGGCAAAGGGGUUCUCCUGAGCUCCCUGGCAGACCCCAGGACCGUGACCCGCAGGGACCCAGUAAGUACAAAGGACGGCAGGGACGUUCUAUGCUGCCCACCGGCAUUUAGGACCGCCUUAAAAAAGGACGGAAUAGCCGGCUUAUGCAGUGCCUCUCCCUGUCAUGCCUGUAAAAAAGUUAGUAAAAGUUAUUAAACAGUUUUAAAAUUAAAUAGUAUUUAGAUUAUAUAUAUAUAUAUAUAUAUAUAUAUAUAUAUAUAUAUAUAUAUAUAUAUAUAUAUAUAUAUAUAUAUAUAUAUAUGUGUAUAGUCAUUCUAAGUGUAUUUUAAUAUAUAUAUAUUAAAAUACACUUAGAAUGACUAUACAUAUAUAUAUAUAUAUAUAUACACGUUUAUUAAUGAUGUGUAUAUAUAAAAGUACUUAGAUUAUAUAUAUAUAUAUAUAUAUAUAUAUAUAUUGCCUGAUUGGUUAAGUUGCCUUUGAGACCGUAUGGUAGCCCAAGAAUGAGGAUUACCCUCAAGAUGGCAUACCAUUUACAAAAGCAGACAACCCAUGGUAUAAUGCAAAUGGGGUAUGUCCAGUUUUUUUUAGUAGCCACUUGGUCACAAACACUGGCCAAAAUUAGCGUUUAAUUUAUUUUUUUUGCAUUUUUCACAAACAAUCAAAUAUAACUUUUGCCAGUAUUUGUGACUAAGGCAAAUUUCAAUGUGUAUAAACUGAAAAAUUUAAUGUGCUAUAUUUGAUCCGAUAACUUUCCAAAACACCAUAAAACCUGCACAUUGGUUUUUAUGGUUAUUACAGCUAACAGUAUUGUGAGAUUCACAGUUAAAAUGCCAUGCAGAACUGAAAAAAAAAAACCUCUUAAUUUCUCAUUUUAAAAAAAAUAUAUAUUUUAUUCAUAUUAAAUUAUGGUUAAUACAAAUAUUUCAUGUGACAUGAAAGCCUUGUUUCUCCUCAACAAAAUGAUAUAUAAGUGUUAGUUUUUUAAAGUUUUUUUUUGUUUGUUUGUUUGUUUUUAUUUUUAUUUUUAUUUUAUCACAACUUGUACAGUUGGUUCAGUCCUUAACCCCUUAAGGACACAUGACAUGUGUGACAUGUCAUUAUUCCCUUUUAUUCCAGAAGUUUGGUCCUUAAGGGGUUAAGGGGUUAAUGUUGUUUUGACCAUUUUCUUCAAAUAAAUGCUAAAAAUGACAAUAUUUUUAUAUUAUUAUUAUUAUUAUUAUUAUUAUAAUAUUAUUUUCUUUGCAUAUUGGAGAAAUGUUGUCAGUAGUUUUUAGAAAAUACAAAUGUUCAUUAUACUCUAACACAUACCUAUAAAUACCAGAAACUGAUAAUGCUGUCUUUUUUUUUUCUGAGCUGUGUAUAUGUUUGUGUGUAUAUAAUAUUAUUUUUAUUUAUACUAGGGCUAGUUAUAAGUGGCCGAUUCUUUGCACAGUGUUAGUCACACCAUGCAAUAAUUUUUGUGGUUUUGAGUUUGUUUUGUUUGUGUUUGCUAUUUUUCCUCUGUCACUCACUUUGUGUAUGAAUGUGAUCUUCCCAUCAAACUAUGCACAUUAAAGAGUGUUUAUUAGCAUGUAAAAAUCUUUUCUAAUUUCAGAAAAUUGGAUGUCUUGGAGAAAACUGCAAGUGAAAUCACAUCUGAAACUGGAAAUAAGGUAAUUUGUAGACUUCUGUAUUUAGUUUCAAAUGAAUUUCAAUUAGCCUGAAUUUGGGGAAAUAGGCGGUUCUUUCAAAUUCCGUAAACAAUAUAUGGACGAAUAGUGAAACGGACAAUGGAUGAACACUGGUUUGUGAUUCAGAGUUCCGUUUAUAAGGCCAAAAAAAAGUGAUGGGGAAAAGAUGAUUGCUAGUUAGAGGACACCCACUAAAUGGUUUAUUUACAGAUUAAGUGAGAUGUAACCAACAGAGGGGGAAAGAAGGAGGAGCAGUAAAAAGGAAUUUAAAAAAAUAAUAUAUAUUUAAUUGAACAAAAUAUCUAGUAAAUAUAAAGUGUAUAAAUAUAGACUUAUUUUUUUUCCCUCCGCUGUACCAGCUUUUUUUGCUUUUCUUAAGUCUAGUAAUUUUUUGUGCAUAAUUGUUUGUUUUGCAAAUUUGUAAGUCUUUUAUUUAAAGUGCAUUAUAAAUUGAAAACAAAUUACAGAAUGGAAGGAAAACUAGCCACAUUUUAAACCAAGUCAGUCUAGUUUAUUGUCUUUGAGGACCCCUUAAUAUGCUUUUGAGCCAUGCAUACAUGCAUAAUUAUACCAAAUCCACAGAAUGCAAUGCUUGUGAUUUUUAAAUAAUACUAUUUGUAUUUUUUUUUUUUUUUUUUAAUCUGGUGCAAUAAGCUAUAGAAUUAUAAUCUAUUGCUAAUGCUUAAUUGGAAUUCAUUUUUUAAAAAACAUGAUAUGUUUAUAAUGUUCUCAGGUUCAUCCUGUGCAGUGUGAUGUUCGAGACCCAGAUUCUGUUAAGAAGGCUGUGACUGAGUUAAUCCGAGUGGCCGGGCAUCCCAAUGUAAGUAUGCUCUCUGACUGAAAUACUGCACUGUACAGUGUGCAUUGCUGCAGAAUUAUCUGCUUUUCUGAAAGGAGAGGGGAAAACCAAAUUUAAAAAAAUAAAUUUAAAAAAAAAGUGUAUAUGUGUGUGUGUGUGUGUGUGUGUGUGUGUGUGUAUAUGUAUGUAUGUGUAUAUAUAUAUAUAUAUAUAAUUUUAUAUAAAAUACAAUGUUAAACAAAAAUCUGCACACCAGUCAAGCCAUAAGACUUGCUUUUCCCACAGAAAUCCCAAAACUGCAGCAAUGUUACAACCGCCAAGGAUUCUGGGUGGGCAUAUGCAAAUUAGUUUAACAAAGAAUCACAUUUUUGCCUCAUUCCAUUUUAAACAUAGAUUCAUUUUAAUCUGUGUUUGCUGUAUACAACAGCUUGAAACACAAUAUAGGAAAAGAUGCAAAACCAGUGAACCACUCAUGGACAGCUGUUUUGUUGUUAAUGCAACUCAUCAGCAUGAGGUUGGUUACUGGUUUGCUUAUUGAGGCUUGGUAGUGCUUGGGAAGUAGGUUAUGGUGGGGAAAAAUUGUGAUUGAAAACUCCUUCCACCUGAAGUCUGUGGAUAAUUAAUACAAUGUAAAACAAAAAUCUGCACACCAGUCAAGCCAUAAGACUUGCUUUUUCCUCCCACAACUACAGUGAUGUUACAACCGCAAAGGAUUCUGUGUGGACAUAUGCAAAUUAGUUUGUUAAACUAAUUUGCAUAUGCCCACCCAUAAUCCUUUGCGGUUGUACCAUCGCUGCAGUUUUCUGGGUGGGCAUAGGCAAAUUAGGGUGGGCACCCAGGCAAGGACAAGACCAGAAGAGUGCUGGAUCCACGUGAUAUAUAUUUUUUAUUUUAAUGGUGUUUCUUUUAGAUUCAAAUGCUCCCCCCCCCCCAAACGCUCAAAUUGUUCUAGUUAUUCUCUAUUUUUAAGAGCUCAUUUUAGAUUUAUUUUGCAGUGUAACGCAGGAAAACCUUAAGAGAAGUCAAGUGUUCAAAAGUCAAUAUAAUUCUGCUAAACUGUCCUUAACAUGGAGCUUAGUUCCUGCAAAAACAUGAAAAAGUCGCACUCAGGAAUUGCAGUAAAUCCGUUAUUGGUCUAAACUUGAGUUGUGACAAAGAGGAAUGUCAGCAUUUACUCACAGGCAAUGUUUUUAUUGUGAAUGCUAGAAUGUUUACCAUGUUACUUGAAGCCUUAUGUCUACAAAGGACAACCCAGUGUUCAUUCUAUGUCAUAUCUAUUUAGAUCUGAGGAUCUAAAGAUUUUGUCCCUCUAAGCUGAAUCAGAUACAUCAUCCAUAUUUUAGCCUAGUAUAUUCAUGCCUUUAAUGCAUUCCUUUUAAUGUCAUGUUCAGAUUUCACUAUUAAUGACCUGUUCGGAUGCUUAAUAAUCGCAAGCGUACAUUUUUCUUUUUAAUGUGCCUAAUGGACUAUUCUUUUAAAAUCCCAGCUUGAAUUUUCUGUAAACUAUAUAAUAAGAAGCGUACGAAAAACAUGGGCAUUUAUCAAAUGUAUUUCAAAUACUAAUUGGCAUAUAUUUUUUACCCAGCAUGUCUAACAUAACCUUUUUCUAUCAAACAUUUGGUACAGAUCCGGUUAUAUACCAUCAGGCCUUCGUCUUAAUGACUAUAAUGAUUGUAUUAUUACAUAGAGCUUCACUGUCAUUACACUGGAUGAAAGCAGGAGUCUGUUAAUUAUACUAGAACGAGAUGUUCAUCAAGGAAGCCUUUAUAUCUGAUCAGACAACCGGUCUCUUCCAACUUUGAGGGUUUAUUCACUAUACAGUGAAAUGACAAGUUAAACGAUUUGGGUCAUGUCAUGUCAAAACUUUACAACUCCAUUGUUGUCUUGCUAUAAUUCACUGAAUAAUUCCUUUGGGAUACAGUCCGUAACAUGAGCAGUACAAAGGUGCUUUGUUCAAUAAGGAACACUAGUUACUUUCUCACCAUCAAACAUUGCCAUCCAUGCUUUGAGCUAGUGUGAGCUUUGUAUAGGCAUAAUACAGAAACUAUAUAAAAUGAGUACAUCUUGGCAUUAACGGUGCAAUUUUUAAGUACAUGUUAAUAGGUUUGAGGAACAGAACCUUGAGAUGGGGGGGAGGGGAACGGUUUUCUUACACGAUCAACAUAGUGCUUCAAUAACUUUUAGUCCUAUAAUUUAGGUAACGGCUAACCGUAAAAAUAAGAGACCGUGUAAAACAUGCAAGGCCUGUUUCUAAGACCAGUGCUUAUCUACAAGUACCAUCUUUUAUACUGGACUGAUUAAGUAGUUUAUACAUUUUUUCAUUUGUAAAAAAUUUAAUUGGGGAAAAAAAAAAAAAAAAGACUUGAACGGACCUGAGCUGCAGCAGACCGGUCCCUUUUCUGAAGUUGGGGUUUGCAUUGAAUAAGUAGAACCACUCGGUAAGAUGAUAGGAUAUGUAGCUACUAUAAGGUCAUACACAUACUGAUUCACAGCUUUGUUAGUUGGCUUUGUGCAGUGAUCUCUCGAUCCACCAACUGUGCACAUGUGCAGCCACUGCUCUUGUUAUCUGCAGACACAAGAGGAAGAGAUGGCUGUCAAAGUUGUACGCCACACACACAUACAUGCUGGAUGGAGAUUUACGCUAAGGGAGGAAGCAGCAGCCAUGUGGCUUUGGGACGGUAGGUAGUGAAGAGGGUAUUCUAUGUACAAUAAGAUUUGUUCUUUGUAUUAAAUUAGUCAGAGUGUUCGUGUCAUAGAUUUAAUUUGAUAUUUUAUUUUAUGUUUUGUAGCUUACAUCUCUAUAUGACGCAAAUCAGUUGCUUGAUUAAUUAAAACAUUUUUUAUUAACCUCCUUAAUUUUGAAAUAUGCCGGGGAUUAUAUGGCAUUCAAGGUACUGAACAAGAUGGUUACGGUAGGUUUUGUCACAGAUAACGUAUUAAACUAACUGCUUAUCUUGUUUGGUCCUUGCUAAGGACAGGUGGAAAAUCUGUUUCCUCUUCCUGCAGGAGGCAAGAAAUCACACUAUGUUCAUGUAUUGCUGCAAGAAUGAAAAAGAAAAAAAAAAUACAAAACACUGCAGUGACACAUCCCUGAUUUGCUUUGUUUUUACAGUUUUGCAAAUGUUUCCUGUCCAUGCAAAAACAAUUUGCAUUCAGGUGUACUUUGAGUUCUCAUUCAGGAGCUCAGGUUUUUUUUUUAUGCGUGUUAAAGACCCCAGUGUGUUUAUAUGAAGAUGUUGCUAGGUCCCGAGGACUAUCUUUGAAAUGCAGUCACUAAAAUUUGAUUGGCAAGUUUGACAUUGUUAAACACACAGCACUUGCAAGUGUAUUCCGUACGCGUAAUAUAGAACACUGGAGAAGUCAUUUUCUUCAUUCAUCUUUGCUAGGAUCAAAUGCAGAUACGUUCAUUUGCAGCCCUUGUUCUCUUUUAAUGACCUGGAUGGAAGAGAUGGCCCUUUAAAUGAGGCAAGCAUUGCAGCUGCCUGGGUUAUGCUUCAAAGUCCCUUUUCAUGUGUAAACCAACUAAUGUUGUUCAGCCCCAUCAUUGUUAAAUAUCCCUUUAAUUUUUUUUAACAUAUUUGUUUUUUAUUGCUUUUUAACAAGGAAUUCCACAUUAACCCCUUAAGGGGUCAUGAUUUACUUUUAUUCCAGAAGUUUGGUCUUUAGGGGGUUAACAAUGUACAUUACAAGGUGAUUUGCUUAAAUUACAGCCAUUAACUGGGACAACACACAUUACAAGUCUUGCAAUUGCACAUACAAUGUUUAUUACAUAUGUCCGUGUCAGUUUACAACUCCUCAUGUCGCUAGUUGAUAUGUACUGAGUCACCUCCUGUGACUGAUUCUAGCCAUCCGUUAUUUCUUGGUACCUGUGUUUGCCUAGCUUGUGGCAUAACUAUUGCCAGUCCCUAAUUGGUCAGCGUGUGUGGAAUACGGGGAAAAACCUGGGGAACGAAAUAUCCCUUUAUUUUAAUGGUCAUGUUCAAAUAGCCUGUUUGUGCUAUCCUUUUAUUUAUUUGUUUAGAUAUUUUGUAAUUUAUUCUGUACAUAUUCUGCAGUAUUAUUGGGUAAAUAGCAAAUAUACAGCCCAAGAGCAACAGUCAGAGAAUAGGAUAUAAAAGGAAAGAGAAACUGAACACUUUCCUGACUCUAUCAAAUGAUCACCCCAUGGUAAUUGGUCAUUUUUGGGCUAUAUUGCACCCGCUACCCCUACAUGUGAAUGAAAGGAAAGUUUACUCACAUAUAAUGCCCCGACAAGGCAUUUUAAUGUUCUCUAUAAAACAUGCAGUAAUUAUACACAGAGCGACCAGCGAAUACUUCUCAAUUUUCAACAAGGCAUAGUACUCCUGAAAAUCUUACUGGGUAAUAGGUGCACAAAUGCACGUUAAGAUGUCUGCACAGAAACUGCCUUUUGUUUUGACAAAGCUUCUAUAAGGAUCACUAAUGCAAACAUCAAAGAAAAGCAAUUACAAACCAUUUAUACAACCUGAUUUCUUAAAGGAAUCCCCCCUCCCAAAUAUAAUUAUUCAAGACCUUUUAGAAUGGGGUCUCCUGGUACACUGCAGGGGUUAUGGUGCUUGGAGUGUUGGGUUGAAUGGCGAUUGGACUGCAGCUCUGCAGGAACUGGAAUUGUGUUACCAGACGGAACCCAGUGGAGACCCAGUAAGGAGGGCAAACCAUUACUAAACGGUGUGCCUCAUUAGCUGGGACCUGGACCAGCUAUUCCUGGCUUAAUAUCCAUUAUAGUGCACUAUAGUGAUUAUGAUGCUUGGAGUAUCUUUUCAUGCACAUUAUUGAAAUCUUUAGAAUUUAGAAAGAAUUCUUCUUUCUAGUGGGUUGAGGAAAUAUGAGAACCACUUUUUUAUCCUGCAAAAUUGCUUUAUUUUAGUUCAUUGUUGGUAUGGAAAAGUCUUAAAUACAUGUAUAGAUAGAAUCAAUGAGUGCUUUAGACCAUUUCGGUAGAAAGAAAGCAUAAAUUAUUUUCCUCUCUUCCCUCCCCCUUCCCCCCUCCCCCCCCCCCUCCGACUUUGCAUAGGACUCCCUGUCCUGACCUUCAGAUCUCUUGAUCACAUUUCCAACCUUACCCCUUAUUGGAUACCUCUGCUUAGAUUGUCUUAUUAAAGGCCCUGUGCCAACACAGACCCAUUAGUGCCCUGUAUUCAUUUUCAGUUCAUCCCUGAGGGUCAUGAUGAUAAGGGAGUGCUGUUCAACUGCAACUUAGUUCCUAACCACUUGUAUAACCCAGUGGGUUGUCACAAUCUACGCCCGAAAGAAUCAUUCCAACAUGUAAUCCUGGUGUUUGGAAAUAGAUUAACAGGAAUUGUAUUAAUUCAUUGUGGGUGAAAUUAUUUGUGCAAGUCUAGAAAGCACCACCAAGUGAUUUUUCUUGCAAAUCUUUUAUUUGGAUUAUCACUACAGGCCAGCUGCUUUGAGUACAUGUAUUCCAAAAAAUUGAUUCAGUAAAAAUACUAAUUGUGAAUCAUGGUAAGUACUGGCAGAUGUUUCGAUAAAAAAAAAAAAAAAAAUGAUCAUUGUGGUUUGUGACCAGUUACUGAGCCACCCAACAUUGGGAACCUGCAUAAUUAACUUUAUUUAUUUAUAUCUCCACUGGUGAUUCUAUUGCAAACAUUAGUUUGCACUAUUUAACUAAAUGUAUUGAUGUGAUCCUAAUGUGGUAAUAGGCAAUUACAUUGUUACUGUUCUGUUAAAGUUAAUUAGGGAUUAACUACUCAUUAGUACUUAAGGCAUUAAUUGCCUCUAACCUGACUGAUUUUAGUAAGUUACAACUGGAGAAUCAUUUAGCUUCAAAUGAAAUGUUCUGUGUUAUCAACCUGUGAUUUCUGUAAUUUAUCGUAUACUCCUCAAUGACAGCCAUUUGCUUGUUAUGGAAGUUUUAGGUUGGGCUUGACAAAUUUGUUUAGAAUAUAGGAGCCAGUUUUUAAAAAAAACUAAUUUUAAGUUUAAAAGCAAAUGCAAUUCUAAAUGGACAUUAUAGGACCACUGCAGUUUAAUGUAGUUCUGGUGGCUAUAGCCUGUACCUGCAGACCUUUCAAUGUAAACACUGCCUCUUCAGAGUUAACAAUACCUUUCAAAUGUGAUUGAAGGGGGACCAGUACCAACACAGACACUGACAGAGUCAGAAACACACUUUCAUCCAUACACACCCACACACACAGAUUAUUUUAAUUAAAAUUCACCCAGCUUCCCUACCUUUGGGAGAGCUGAGUGGCUCUCUCCCUGGGGUCCAGUGGAGCUGCUCUCUCUUCCUGCGUGCGAGGGAGCAGUAAUCUACCAACAGCUCCUCUCUGCUCCCUUGCUCUCUUUGUUGAUGCCGGGGCCGGAAUGACAUCAUAUUCCGGCUUCUGGCAUCAUUAAACCGCGUGCGAGGGAGCAGAGAGGAGCUGCAGGUAUAUUACUCCUUUCUUGCGCAUCGCCUACAGUGCUCCAGCAGGCGGCUCCUAAGCCACCGCGGGCAGCCGCCUUCAUGGGCUGACAUCCCAGGCGCCAGAACAAAAUUUCUAGUGCAUUCGUGUGUGUGUAUAUACCCAAGAGGGCUGCACUCACCUCAAGAUGCAGACAUUAUAAGGGUGCUGCUGGGGCCAAUUCAAUUUCCCUUGAAAUAAUCACUUUUAUAAAAUAAGCCGGCAAGGACCAGCAAUUAACAUCUAACGCACUUCAGCAAGCUGAAUUUUAACAUUACUUGUAUCUAAACACCAUAUAAGAAUGUCAUCCCUGUUACUCCAGCUCUACCUCUCUGCGUUGCCAGCCGCUACAUCAUUUGACUCUUAAAGGACCACUACAGUGACCCAGACCACUGGGUCUGGGUGCCAGGUCCCUCUAGUUUUAACCCCACAGCUGAAAACAUAGCAGUUUCAUAAUGUAAAGUCAUGAUUUUAUUAGUGAUAGGGAGUAUUAUGCUGCACUCUUUCUUUAUUUCCCUCAGCAGCAAAGAAAAACUUUAACAUUGAAAUUAACAAUGGAAACAGUCAGUAACAUAUAUCUUCCAUGGCAACCAGCAGCCAGUCAGGUCCCACUCUCCAGCAUAAUAGGCGGUGUUCACUAAACUAUUUCCUUUUUCUUGGGAUCCCGAAUACGGACAACCAUCCAACCAAGAAAGGAACUCCAAUAAGAGGAUAAUGCCAACAACAAACGGGUUUCCAAGUCAAGCUGUAAGAUAGAGUAGAAUAUAGUUAUAGUUAUAGUUAAAUAGCUGAAAAGAGACUUGCGUCCAUCAAGUUCAGCCUUCCUCACAUUUGUUUUUUGCGGUUGAUCCAAAAGAAGGCAAAAAAACCCAGUUUGAAGCACAAUUUUGCAACAAGCUAGGAAAAAAAUUCCUUCUUGACCCCAGAAUGGCAGUCAGAUUUAUCCUUGGAUCAAGCAGUUAUUACCCUACAUUGAAAGAUUAUAUCCUUGAAUAUUCUGUUCUUGCAAGUAUGCAUCUAGUAGCCGUUUGAACAUCUGUAUGGACUCUGAUAAAACCACUUCCCCAGGCAGAGAAUUCCACAUCCUGAUUGUUCUUACAGUAAAAAAACCUUUCCUUUGCCUUAGGCGAAAUCUUCUUUCUUCCAGUCUAAAUGCAUGGCCUCGUGUCCUAUGUAAAGUCCGGUUUGUGAAUAGAUUUCCACACAAUGGUUUGUAUUGGCCCCGAAUAUAUUUGUAUAAUGUUAUCAUAUCCUCUCUCAGGCGACGUUUUUCUAAACUAAAUAGGUUUAAAUUUGUUAACCUUUCUUCAUAGCCGAUAUGUUCCAUUCCUUUUAUUAAUUUUGUAGCCCGCCUCUGCACUUUUCUAGUGCCAUAAUAUCCUUCUUUAGAACAGGUGCCCAAAAUUGCACAGCAUAUUCAAUAUGGGGUCUUACCAGUGAUUUAUAAAGAAGCAAAAUUAUAUUCUUGUCCCGAGAAUGAAUGCCCUUUUUCAUGCAUGACAAUACCUUACUGGCCUUGGCCACUACUGAUUGACAUUGCACAUUGUUGCAUAGUUUGUUGUCUAUAACAAUUCCCAAGUCCUUUUCAUGUGUUGUUAUCCCUAAUUCCCUUCCAUUAAGGGUAUACGUUGCUUGUGUAUUCUUUACGCCGAAGUGCAUAACUUUUUGCAUUUUUCAACAUUAAAUUUCAUCUGCCAUUUGAGUGCCCAGUCCCCCAGUCUAUCUAAAUCCCUCUGCAGCAAAGUAAUAUCUUGCUCACAUUGUAUUAUUUUACAAAGUUUUGUGUCAUCUGCAAACACUGAAACAUGACUUUCAAUGCUGUCUUCAAGAUCAUUUAUAAACAUGUUAAAUAGAAGGGGUCCCAGAACAGACCCCUGAGGGACACCACUUACCACCUCUGUCCAGCUUGAAAAUUUACCAUUAAUGACAACUCUUUGUACUCUGUUUUUAAGCCAAUGUUCUACCCAAGAACAUGCAUUUUCAUCUAGACCGAUUUCCUUGAGUUUGAACACUAAUCUAUUGUGUGGAACUGUAUCAAAUGCCUUGGCAAAAUCCAAAAAGAUCACAUCCACAGCAACACCCUGAUCUAUACUUCUACUUACUUCUUCGUAGAACACAAUCAAGUUAGUUUGACAUGACCUGUGCUUCAUAAAACCAUGCUGAUUUUUGCUGAUAACCAUGUUCUUCUCAAGGAAUUCUUGAAUAUUAUCCCUUAAUAACCUUUCAAAUAUUUUACCAGCCACAGAAGUUAAGCUCACAGGUCUAUAAUUUCCAGGCAAGGAUUUUGAACACUUUUUGAAUAUAGGAACCACAUCUGCCUUCCUCCAAUCCUCCGGAACACUUCCUGAAAGAAAAGAAUCUUGAAAGAUUAAAAACAGAGGUUUACUUAUUUCUGCACUUAGUUCCUUAAGUACACGUGGAUGGAUACCGUCAGGCCCUGGAGCUUUGUUUAUAUUAACUUUCUUUAGUUGCUGCAGCACCUUGUUAACCAAUUACAAUUAUUCUGCAAGUUUUUAGUAGCAAUCAUUUGCACAUCUAUUGCCAUGGGUUCUUCCUUAAUAUAUACGGAGGAGAAAAAGUUAUUUAAAAUUCCUGCCUUUUUCUGGUCUUCAUUAAUUAACACCCCCGUUUCAGUUUUUAGUGUACCUACACUUUCAUUUUGUUUUGUUUUUUAGAAUUUAUGUACUUAAAUGCUUUGGGGUUGGUUUUGCUCUCUUCAGCUAUCAUUAUUUCAUUUUGAAGUUUAGCAAGUCUAAUUGCCUUUUUGCACGCAUUAUUUGCAUCCUUAUAUCUUUUAUAAGAUGCAUCUGAUUUGUCCGAUUUAAAUGCUUUAAAUGCCAUUCUCUUAGUUGUAAUCUCUUGUUUUACUUCUCUACUAAGCCAUGUUGGUUUUAUAUUUAUUUCCCAAUGGUACAUACUGAGAAAUGUAGCUUUGUAAUAUUUGUUGGAAGAUGAUCCAUUUAUCCUCAGUGUUCUUUUCACUAAAGAGUUUAUGCCAGUCAAUAUAUUGUAAAGCUUCCCUUAACUUAUUGAAAUUGGCCUUUUUAAAAUUAUAUGUUUUGGUAUUCCCCAUGUGCUUUUGUUUUUUUGAGUUUAUUUCAAAGGACACUAUAUUGUGAUCACUAUUUCCCAAGUGCUCACCUACUUGAAUGUUGGUCAAAAGAUCAACGUUGUUUGUUAAAACCAGGUCAAGACAAGCAUCCAUUCUAGUUGGUGCUUGCACAAGUUGUGACAUGAAGGUGUCAUUUAACAAGUUUAAAAACCUAAUUCCUUUUGCUGAGGCACUAGUCCCUCUGUCCCAAUUUAUAUCCGGGUAAUUAAAAUCUCCAAUAAUUAAAGUGUUACCCAGAUUUGCAGCUUUCUCAAUUUGCUCAAACAGCUGUUGUUCCUCGUCAAUAUUAACAUUAGGUGGUUUAUAACAUAUCCCAACCAAUAGUUGGUUUCCCUUCUUUUCCCCCAAGCAGAUAUUUACCAUAAAGCUUCCACAUUAUCCUCCUUGCAUUCCAUUUGCUUAACAUUUGGCUUUAAAUCAUGUUUGACAUACAAACAUACCCCACCACCCUUCUUGUUUUUCCUAUCCUUCCUAAAUAACAUGUACCCAUUUAAGUUAGCUGCCCAGUCAUGUGUCUCAUCCCACCAUGUUUCAGUUAUGCCUAUUCUAUCAUAUUGUUUAGUGUAUGCUAAUGCCUCUAGUUCCCCCAUUUUGUUAUUUAGGCUCCUUGCAUUAGUAAGCAUACAUUUAAUAUUAUGCGUCACUUGUAUAUUUUGUGAAUUUUCAACAUUACACAGCUUCUCUGUUCUGAGCUUGCCCCUCCCCCCGUUUCCACCCCCCUUGUACUGUGCUAAAGCCCAUCUCCUUUCUGUCCUAUCUCCAUUUUGUAGAUUGCUAUGAACCUCCCCCCCUACUACUAGUUUAAAAUCUCCUCCAACCUUCUAGCCAUCCUAUACCCCAGCACUGCAGACCCUCUCCCAUUUAGGUGCAAUCCAUCACCACUAUAAAGGUUGUACCCAAUCGCAAAGUCGGCCCAGUGCUCUAAAAACCCAAAACCCUCCUUCCUGCACCAAGAUUUAAGCCACGCAUUGACCUCUCUAAUCUCCCGCUGCCUUUCCACUGUAGCACGUGGCACAGGUAAUAUCUCAGAGAAUACCACCUUGGAGGUCCUUUUCUUAAGUUUGCUACCUAAUUUCCUGAAAUCAUUCUUUAGGACCUUCCAUCUUCCUCUUACUUUGUCAUUGGUACCAACAUGGACCAUGACCGCUGGGUCAUCCCCAGCCCCUCCCAAUAAUCCAUCCACUCUGUCAGCAACAUGCCGGACCCAAGCACCCGGGAGACAACAAACUGUCCGGUUGAGCCGAUCAGAGUGGCAGAUUGCCCUAUCUGCUCUCCUAAUGAUAGAGUCCCCUACCACCACAACUUGUCUUGCCUUCCUUACAUUUUGAUCCCCACCCGUACUAGGGGGGCUGUUAGCUCGGCUGUUAGAAGUAACAGCUUCCUCUAAUACAGCUACUUCUGAGCUGAUGCUCCCAACAUCUUCCCUCAAGCGGGCAAAUCUGCUAGGUUGCACCAAAUCAGGACUAGCUAGCCCUUUCCUCUUCCCUCCCCCCCUGCUUCCUCGCCCCACUGUCACCCAGCUACAUGCCUGUUCCCCAUCUGUCUUAUCUCCUCCCUCUCCACUACCUGUCCCCACUAAACUCUGCUCAGUGAGCAGUAGACUCCUCUCAAGAUUGUCAAUCUCCCUCAAUGUUGCGAUUUGCUUCUCGAGAUCUCCAAUCUGAGCUUCCAGAGAAGCCACUCGCACACAACCAUCACAGAGGUAUGGACCCUGGACGGGUACAUCCAGGCAUCCAUACAUGCAACAAGAUGUGCAUUGAGUUAAACCAGCAAUCUUGCUAACACUCAUUUCCCCUUUAAACAGUAAAUAAAAACAAUUACCUUGAUAGUUUGAACCCCUUGCUUGUUUUAACUCCUGUUUUUCUAACUCCUACUUGAAAGAGUCUACUUAAUAGAGGCUGCUUUCAAAUAAUGUGAGAAUAUGAUAAUAUUUAAGUAUAAAACUGGAUUCAUGCAUAAAAUAACAUUGUGUAAAUGAAUAGGCAAUAUCCGAUUUAAAAUAGUAUUCAGUCGACAUAUUGUUGGAGAUGAAUACAGACAUGAGAAGUUCGAACCUAAAUCACCUUCAUAUUGAACAAGCUCGAAUCAAAGAAACUUACCGUAUGUAACUUACCCAGAUUACACCACCAUCCAGGGAAGGAUGGGAGGGAUAAUACUCGCCUCCGUGUUGUUAAUAAAAUCAUGACUUUACGUCAUGUAAAUAACAAAAUCUGGUAAUUUUAAUAAGACACGGAGGCUCUUAUUAUGCUGGUUUAAAGCUGUGAAAAAAACGUUCCAGCAAAAUGUUGAAUCUGCUUAAAAUAAAAAUCUUGAAAUGUAGAUUCCGAUGUCCAGUCAGCAGCUCGUAAAAUAUUAUCUAGUCGGCAUCCUACCGCAGAAGCUUUAGAGGCCAUAACUCCUCUAGAAUGUGGAGAGAAUACGGAAGUAUCAAUGCCGGCCAAUGUCAUAAUCCAUUUGACCCAUCUGGCCAGAGAAGGAGAGGAUACUGGAAAGUGUGGUUUGCGGAAAGAGAUGAAUAUUUGAGGUCUCAUAGGAUUCCGGAGUGACGCUGUACGGAGUUCGUAUUCCCGUAGACAUGCCACUGGGAAAAGGAGAGUCUUCUCUGGAAAUGCUGGGUAGAGUACGGACUUUGAAGAGGUCUUGGUCCUACUAGAAAUGUCAAAGAGGACGCCUUCUGGUGUAAAGGAACGAACGUCUGUGUCAAGAGCUCGUACAUCAGAGACUCUUUUGCAUGAGAUGAUGCAGAAAAGCAUGACUAAUUUAGCGAAAGUUGUUUGAUGGAUAACUAAACAUUCUCCGGCCAUGACUCUAGAAAAUGGAGGACAAGAGUAACAUCCCAGAGUGAAGAAUAACGAGGUAACAGAGGGCGAGAAAAACUUACUACGCGUAGUAGAUGACAAACGGAUGUCGUCCGAUGGGGACACCAUUGAUGUCCAGCGCAAAGCGCGAAUGGUAAAGUUUAACGGAAGUUAACAAUGCAAGAUGGAUGUCAAAGUAGCCGAUAAGAGAUCCAGAUUUCUUUCCAAGCACCAACCAUUCCAUGCAUUCCAAGCAGAUUUAUAAGCUUGUCUCGUGCCGGGUGCCCAUGCAUUCUUGAGAAGUCUGAGCGUUGAUUGCGGAACGCCCUCGAUUGACCAAGGUCCCCUGAAAUCAGCCAAGCCUUAAGUCGAAGGAGACCCUGGAUGAUUAACGGGUGAAAUUAUCAGUCCGGAUCCUGGAGGAGAGAAUCAUACAAUGUGAGAAGGCGGGGAAAGUCUAUCGCCGUUUCCAACAGAUGAGGGAACCAUGGUUGUGACGGCCAUGGGGGGUCACAAGUACCAACGUGCCCUGUUGGUGACGCAGUUGCAGAAGGCAACAGGGAAUCGGUGCAAACUAGGGGAAUGCAUAGUUCGUCUCCAUGGCCCAGCCUUGAGAGAAGCGUUCGUUGCUAGAGCCGUAGCCUCUGGUCUCCAGCUAAAAAAAAACGAGUGAGUUGAGCGUUCAAACGAGAGGCAAAAAGAUCUAUUCCCAGAGGCCCUCAAGUAUCCGUAAUUUUCUUGAAUGUCAAGGGUCCAGACGUCAAUCGCUGAAGUCCUUGUGAUGUCUGGAAUACCAGUCUGCUGUGGUGUUGGAGAGGCUGGGAAUAUAUUCUGCUGUCACGGAGAUGUUUUGCAUAAGGCAAAAUUGCCAGAAAUCGCAUGCCAUGUUCACCAGAAAUUUGGAUUUCGACCUCCUAGAUAGUUUUCUGUAUCUGACUGUGGAAACAUUGUCCAUCUUCAAUAGAAUUGUGCAUUGAGCAUGAGUUGGAGAUAGGCUGCACACAGCAAAGGACCUGGCCAGAAGUUCCAGGCAAUUGAUAUGCAGCGUCACUUCUAGGUCUGACAUCUGCCUCCUGUGGAGGUAUCUCAACAAUGCGCACCCCAACUGUGUAAGCUCACAUCAGAUUCUAUGAUCAGGCCUGGGGUUGUUAUGAGGAUAGCACGUCCAUUCCAGGCUUCCAUGUGGAGAAGCCACCAAUGAAGCUCGUCUUUCGCCUCUUUGUCUAAUGUCACCAUGUUUUCGUAGGAUGCCCCGCCUCUGAGGUAAGAAGCUUGUAACCAUUGAAGAGCUCGGUAGUGGAGUGGGAGUGGGAAUAUGAAGAUAAAAAAUGGCGCGAAAACGCCACAAAUGCAGUAAAACAAUAAUAGGAAGAAAAAACUGAGCGUAUAAAACCGGAGACCAUAAUAAUCCUCCCGGAGCCCCUAAAAAUGGACUAAAGGGAACAGCAAGGGGGAAAACUUACCAUACAAAUUGUAUUUAUACAAAAUAUUAAGCAUAACAUAUAUUCAAUAUAAAGGAAAAUUAAUCACAUGAAAAAUAAAUACAUUAAAAAAAAAAAAAAAUUGACACAAGUUAUAGGUUUGUUUUUUUUUUUUUGUUUUUUUUUGUGUGUAAUUUCCGGAGAAAUGACAGCUACCCUUUCAGGUUUAGGAUAUGUUUUGGAAGCAGUUCUUUUCUCAAUGGGUUAGAUAUAAGACUCCCCAUGUUUGGUGUCAAAUAAAUCAUCUGGAUUCUCAGGGAGUGAUUAGACCAGGUUACAGUGAGAUCGGAAGGUUCUGUACAAAAAUAUAUUUUAUUGUAUAUUUUCAGGCAGGUUUAGGAUGCAUUUUAUUUUAUUUUUUUGUGCAUCAUAAAACUGUAAUUUCUACAGCCCCUGCACCUCUUCAGAAAGGCAGGCCUAGCAACCUGAGAUGAACUAAAAGUGUGUUUAGUAUCUAAUGAAACAAAUUAAAUUACAAACUUCCUUUUAUCAGUAUUCGAGAGCCAACUCAGAGUUGCAUUGGAUUAAUGAAUGUUUGGUGUAAUUUGUCUGAUAUUUUUGUUAAUUUUUGUUUUUAACUUGGAAAUGAUAUUUAUGUUUAUAGUGUAACUGAGAGCAGAAUACAGAAAGGAAAAGGAGUAUAGAAUAUUUUGCGGCACACCAAACAAUGCUAAAAUAAUCCAACUGUCCAGAGAAGAAUUUACAAUAGUAAUAGGUGUAUAUUUAUGUAAUUUUCCUUUAUUGAAGUAUUGUAUGUUAACAAAGUGGCUAUGGUUCCAGGAGUCUAGCUGCACCUUCAUACCUUCAAGCAUUAAAGGGACACUAUAGUCACCUGAACAACUACAGCUUAAUAUAUUUGUUCAGGUGAAAUCUAAAGCUACCUGCAAGCAAUCUAAUGUAAAAAUACAGUGUUUACAUUGAUAGGAAUACCUCCAGUGGCCGUCACUCAGACGGCCACCAGAGGGACUUCCUAUCAUUUAGGGCCCUAAAAAGGCCUUGUACACGUCAGACAUAUUAAGAUAUGUCUGACGUGUGCAGGAGAGAGAAGACACUGUGUGCGCGCCUUCUCCCUCCUGUCUGUCAGCAGAGGCGAGGGGGCGGGCAAAGACUUUCUAUGUAUCUAUUGUAUUUAUGUAUAGUCAUGUGACCGCGGUCACAUGGUAAUGACGUCAUUAUGGCUCCAAUUUUCACAUUUUAAGCCAUUUUUGCUGCCUAUAAAAUGUAACAAGCCAGGAUUAUUUGUCUACACUUGAAAAAGCCUAUUUUGGGCGAAACGCGUUGUGCUUUUAUGAUCUUGUUAUAAUAAAAGUAUUUUUAGACUACCUAUAUUUCUAUGGUCAGUCCUCUUACUUUUAUUUUUUGCUAUUUUAUCAUGGCUGAUUUUUUUAUUAUUUUAAAAGAUACUACAAAGAAAUCCUUAGGUUUUAUUAUUCCACUCACGCCUGGUUCAUAGAGCAGUGUGGCUGCUCUAUACACUGUAAGUACGUUUCGUUUUACCUUUUAGCACCAAUUUUAUUUGCUGAGAACACUAUGGGCCCUCUUUUGUGCUUUUUUCUUUCAUAAAUCCUGCAUUACAUACAUCACCAGAAGGAUAUCCUACAUGUGGGGAGUUUAAAUACCACUGUAUGCUGUUUUACUCAGAGCUGGUUAUAGCUCUUUUUAUUGUAAGUUGGCACUCUUAGGACCUCAGUGUUUGUUUGUAGCUGUAGGUGUCAUACGUUAUUGCACCAUUCGGUUUCUUCCUUUAUUUUUAUGUAUUUUAUAUGCUAACACAUACUUGAGACAUUGAAAGAAGUAUUGAAGAAUCACCUAUUGUCCAGCUAUAUCCUACAUGUGGGGAGUUUCAAAUACCACUGUAUGCGGUUUUACCUAGAGCUGGGCAUAGCUCUAUUGAUUGUGAGUUGGCAUUUCUCUAUUUCUGUGUUGUCGUGACACCAUCUCCUAACGGUUUUGCACUAUUGGUCCCUCUAGGUUUUUGCUUUUGUUUUUCAUAUUAACUACUGAGGACCCAAUCAAGAACCAAUCAAGAACCAUAGAAUACCUACCCAAGGUCCACCUUGUAUUUUCAGAGACUCUUUUGUAAAUAUUAUCUCUCAUUUAUUCCAUUUAGCGCACCCUGUAUUUUUGAUGUUUCCUGUUCUCCAAAGACGACGAGCUGAGCUCAGGACUUCAGAGGGCGGCAUGAAGCCGCGCAUGCGCACAAGGGAAGCAUCUGAUUGCUUCCUGCUCGCACACGCCUAUUUCGUCAUUUUGACAAAAUAGGGGGCGCGGCUUCACAAGGCUCUCGGUGCUGGAACCAGGUGAAUAAACUACUCUGCCUGGAGAGUCCCUUUAAACCAUUUUUUCACCAGUUUAAUAAGGGCUUACCAUGCAGGGAGCAUUGUCUUAAUGCCCCGAGUACAGAGCGAGUGUGUCUAAUGAUGCGCUUACACUAUGCUUGUUGGGGACAGGACCCUGGUGUCUCCAAAAGAAGGAUGACCUGGAUAAAAGUCGAGACGGCGGGACUGGGCCGUCCGGCUAUACUGUUUUAGGAACCUUUUAUAAGCUUUAGUGUGUGCUGGGGGAGGGGGUGAAUCUAAACGAAGAUUAUCUUCACAUUUUUAUUUAUUUUUAAUUUUGGUUUAUUUUUCAAACUUUCAUAUCCAUGUUUCCCAUCAUGUUCUUUUAUGUAAGUGAAUGAGUACUGUGUGUAUGUAUUUAUGUAGAUUCAUAUUCGUAAACAAAAGAGAAAAGUACACUUCACAUUAAGUUUGUUUAAAUGUAAUGAAUUUAUUCCUGUAUUUAACAAAAAAAACGAAACAAUCUUUUCAAUAACACAAUACAUUGUAAACAUAUUUCCAAAGCCCUUUAUUUUAUUUUACCCUACUGAUGAAGCCAUUCCUUUUUUAUUUGGCUAAGGUUGUGAUAAACAAUGCAGCAGGGAACUUUGUUUCUCCUUCCGAAAGACUUUCUCCGAACGCCUGGAAAACCAUAACAGACAUUGUUCUUAAUGGCACGGCUUACGUAACGCUCGAGGUUGGGAAGGAACUAAUUAAGGCAGGAAAAGGUAAGACGCAUAUCGACCUUGAUUUGACUUGACCUUUACCUACUGUGAAACAAUUUCAUAGCUUUCAGCUGCCAUAAGACUUUUACACCAAAUGUUUCUUACUCCAGUUUCACGAACAUGCCUUCGUUACAGUAAAUAUAGCUCGUUUCCUACUUGCAAGAGCCAUAACAAUCCGUAUACUGAUUACUUUAAUCUGACUUUAAUUAAAGCCAACGUGUCAUCUGAUAAAAUGUCACUGUCUCAGGAAAAACUUAUACUGUAUAAUGUUAUUAUAUUUGGAUUGUUUCAAUAGUUAAAAGAGAAACUGUGGUUGUAAUGACUCUCUAUUUUGAAUUAUAGCUUCCAGAGCAAUCCAACUUUAUACCACAAACAAGACGUUGUCUUUUAAAAAGGGGCAUACAAAUUAUUAUCAUUAUAGGAAAAAAAAUGAGAUUUAAAGGACCACUAUAGGCACCCAGACCACUUCAGCUUAAUGAAUUGGUCUGGGUGCCAGGUCCACCUAGGAUUAACAAUUUCUGCUGUAAACAUAGCAGUUUCAGAGAAACUGCUAUGUUUACCUAUGGGUUAAUCCAGCCUCUAGUGGAUGUCUCAUUGACCGCCGCUAGAGGCGCUUCUCACUGUGAUUUUCACAGUGAGAAGACGCCAGCGUCCGUAGGAAAGCAUUGAGAAUGCUUUCCUAUGAGACUGGCUGAAUGCGCACGCGGCUCUUGCCGCGCAUGCGCAUUCAGCCGAUGACGGGGAAAAGAAGAGGAGAGUCUCCAGCGCCGGAGAAAGGUAAGUGUUUAACCCCUUCCUCUCCAUCCAGCCCGGCGGGUGGGGGCACCCUCAGGGCACUAUAGUGCCAGGAAAAUGAGUAUGUUUUCCUGGCACUAUAGUGGUCCUUUAAAUGUAAAGAAGGAGAGCGUGUAGACAAUGAAGGGGAAGGGAGGGGAGUGGUGGGGUGUAACCAAAGUAGAAUGCAGAGCUCCAAAACCAAGAGCCCAGUGAUCUAAUGAACUAUUAACCAAGUUUGUCUAUUCAAGCAGACCAGAGCUACCUGAAUCUCUUAAAGGGACACUAUAGGCACCCAGACCACUUCAGCUCAUUGAAGUGGUCUGAGUAUAGUGUCCCUAUUGAGCUUCGUGCUUAAAUGUCAAACACUGCAAUGAGAAAUUGUAGUGUUUAAAUUGCAGCACUAAAUCUGCUUCCAGUGGCUGUCUCCCAGACAGCGGCUUGAGGUGCUUCCUGGAUCCUAACGGACGUUUGGUCUGGUAAUGGACGCUGGACGUCCUCAAGCUCUGCACGAGGACAUCAAGCAUCAGGUUUUUCCCCAUAGGAAAGCAUUGAUUCAUCACGGAACAUCGGAGGAGGCGGAGGCCCAUCCCAGGGCCGAGGUACAUUGGCGCUGAGGUAAAGUAAGUAAAGUGUUUUUAACCCUUUAUUUACGUUGGUGGGGGGACGCAAGGGAGAGGGAGGCAUAGCGCUAUAGUGCCAGGAGUACAGCUUUGUAUUCCUGCCACUUUUCCUUUAAGAAAGCCACAGACAUGGCCUGGCUGCCAUGGUGAAUGGUCGCAUGUAGACUGAGCGUUGUAUGGAAAUUCAAAUUAUAUGACAAAAACGACUACAUGCCAUGCAGAAUAAGCAUGCUACAAAUAGGUGGAACCCUGCACAUGACUCUACCUUCCUCUGAAUUUUAUCACUUGCUCGGCAGCCUGAACCUGAAGUGUUUUUGUGGCCUACCUGUGGGUGAGGGAUUUUUUUUAAAUAGUGUUUAAAAAAAAAAAAAGUUUGUCUAUAAGCAUAUUGUCUGCUAGCUCAUGCUGAACAAUUUGCAUAGUUGGGAGCUUCCCCCAACUUUCAUUUUGAUGAAAACUUUAGUGGUUUAAUGCAUCAUAUAGAUAACACUUUCAAAAAGAAAGGCAAAAUAUAAAAUUAAAAAUAAAAGGAUAUUUACCAUCAAAGUUUCCUAUAGAGUUACAGUUUAGGAAGCCUGCCUGUAGCUUCAAGCAGUCUUUCCAUCAUCUGGUUUUAAAAAUAGUUUUUGAUGCUAUCAGUGCUUGCCCGCAUAUACAAAAAAAAACCUGUUUAAAGUAUGACAUCUCUAACUUGCCUUGGUUAUAAUAUUAUUAAAAUGGUUAAUGGCAGAAAGAUGACAGACUUAUAAUAAAAAUGUAGUGGUAUGUUUGUUUGUAAAAUUGUUUGUUGGCCAUGUGAAUGUGACCCUGGAUCGCCUUCGUAUGUCUGACAUGGGCAAGGAGGAGAGAGUAACGGACAGGUGUGCAUUUUGGAGAGGUGCACAAUUUUUACUCUUCAGACUUUUGCAGGUGUAAUCAAGUCAAUAACUAGUGACUCAAACAUCUUUAAAACUUUGAGGGGAAAAACAUAAUUUUGGCUGUUGCCAUAUGAUCAUUUUACGAGACAACAAUCUUGAACCUGACAGAUGCACAAUAAAUACCACGGAAAGUUUUUGCCUACCCUUUAUAAAUCUGAUUUAUUGCUCCGUGAGAGCACUAUUUGAAAUGGUAUUGUAAGAGUAAGAUCUCAAACUCAUUUUAAGUGUUUUACAGAUAUCCUCCGGCGUAUCUUGUAAAGUGUACAUGGUUCAAGACUCGAUUCAUUGCGUUAGAUUGAAGUGUCUUUUCCCCACCAUAAAUUUUUUGAUUAGCUGAGUCAUAUUCCAAGCGUUCAUAAAGGUAUUAAAUUUUCACUAGAUAUCCUUUAGGCUUGUAUAGUUUAAUUAAAAUUGUUUUGAUAAGUUAAGAUUUUAUUUUUAUUUUUUAUUAACUCAUUAAUAUUUUAACCAGCAGAAGUUUAUGGAAUACAAAAAAGUCUCCAAAAGUGUUUGGCAGAUAUGUUGCAACGUGAGCACUUUUUAUGCAGUCAUGGUAAAAGGUUAAUGGAACAGUCCAGAUGCAUGAAGCAUUUCAGUUUGCUGUUUGGAAUCUGUCUCAUUUUUUUGACAUUUCCUAAAAGUGGAAAUUUUAGAAAUUGGGGGCAGUAACCACCACAGAGCUAAGGAAAGUGUCGGUAACCUGCUUUCCCACUUUUCAAUGAGCUGUAAUACAGCUCAUUGAGUAACGUUGGAAAGCAGCAAUUACGUGCACACACUCAUAACUCCUCGAUGAGAAGCCUUUGGUUUGGUUUUUUUUUGUCUAUCUUUGAUUGUACAUAGUACAUUUUUUUUUUUUUUAAUUUUUUUAAUUGGAAUAGAGUAUUUCUGUAAGUAAUUGUAUUACCAUCAUGGUACAGGAUGCCAGCCAUUCACAAAAAGACAACAAUACUUAAAGUUGCUCUGUCACAGGCAUUUUUUUAAAAAGUGUGUGUGUGUGUGCAUGUGUGCACGUGUGCACACGCACAUACACAGAGUUUUUAUUUUUAUUUUGGCACAGAUCCUUUGUUCUUCAGUUUUCAGUGCUGGAUCCUCUUCCCAUCUGCUGCCUUCUUAAAAGGCAUAACAGUGGCAUCCAGGCGAUGCCUUCAUCUGCCCUACCUUUCCCUUCCUCUCUAAUAUUACAAAUGGCCACUCCCAUGUACUUGGAGUACAAGAGUGAUUGGUUGUGAUAUUACAGAGGAUUGACUUAAUGGAAAGGUGAACAUUGUGGGAAAAUUAUACUUGACAAAGGAAGUGGACCUUGCUCCACACGUUGUCAAGUGUAGGAAAAAAAAAACGUAAGGCAAAGGAGUCCCAACUUUAUCUUACAUUUUAAAGAGAAAUAUUUUUGAAAAGAAGAACAGAUUCAGAAAGAGAAAGUGAAGGGAAAACAAUUGAAGAAGUUUGGAAUGGUGCUUUCUCCAGGUGGAGUGCGAAACGCGUCCAGGGCGUCACCGUUUUCUGUGUGGGAUUCAUAGGUGGUCUCUCCCCUGAACAGUAGCUGUGGGUAGCUCAUUCACUCCGUAUUUAUGAAUUGUUUUUAUUUUUCCUUUGGAUACUGUUAUUUUAUACACUUGAUACUAUCUUGUACAUAUGAUAUUGGAAUUACAUCAUCAUACACAAGGACUGCUGUUUAUAGUGUGAUGCCAUGUGUAUUUAUUUAUAUCACUUUUUUCAAUAAAUGUGCUACUUUUCCAUUACCUUUUUUUUUGGAGUGUUUUGGCUUUACCUAUGUUUGCGGACGUCUGUUUUAUUUUUUUGUUUUUCUAGCUUAUUACAUUGCCUUAUGUUUAUUUGUUCUUUUAGGUGCAGCAUUUCUGGGUAUAACGACAAUAUAUGCAGAGAGCGGUUCUGGUUUUGUUGUGCCCAGUGCCUCUGCUAAAGCUGGUGUUGAUGCUCUUUACAAGUGAGUUGUACAGAUUAUACUACUGGUUGUAGUGGUAUAAUAUGCAAUCAGAUUUCUAUAAAUUUCAGAGCAAUGGUAGAUCUCGAGGCAAUUCAGAGAAUACAUUACCGAGCAAGUUAACUAUAUUUACUAUCGUCUAUAUAAAAAAAUAUUAUUUACCAAACUGUAUCUGAGUUGAUCCAGUUGAGAUCUUUUUCUGGAUUCUUGUCAGUCUAAAUACACCUAAACGUAUAACCAGUAGCUCUCAAAUUGUUCCUAAGCUAUCAGAAUUAGAGGGUCGCUCAACCUUGGUACCAUUACCACAAAUAAUACAAAGUUCAGGGUGAGCAAUAAUAAUCACCAAAACACAGUGCAAUAUAUUUAUUACAGGACCUUCAAAAUGCACCUUGACGAAGACCUGUAAGGUUGAAGUGUGUUGUACUUUUAUCCUGGACUUUUAAUCUGCUGUUUGUUGCUGCUAAUUCCUGUAUUUUUCAAGUAAAUUUAUUUUAACUUGCUUCAAGUCUCCCUACAAAAUUUGAGGAGGAAGGAGCUACAGGAUCAAAAUUACAUCACAGAAGCAUUGCUCAUUGAAAAGCCCACAUAGCCAGAGCCUGCUAUAUGUGGCUCUGGGAAGUGUGAGUGACACAUUACCACUACUUGUUUAUCUUUCUGUGUGUUAAAACCGUAUUAUGUUAUGUGAGCCUUUCUUGUUUUUACAGAUUAAUCAGGGGUGUACUAUCAGGAUUUUCCUGUCAUAAGUAUUUCUCACUGUGUGUUGGUGAUUAUUAUUGUGCACCCUGAACUUUGUAUUAUUUGUGAUAUUGUGUAUAGCAGUGGUAGUCAACCUUUUCCUACCUACCGCCCACUAAUGCAUUAUUGUUGAUGGAAAAACUUCCUUCCCGCCCACCAGUUAAGCACAAGUGCGGAAUAUUUUUUAGAAAGGAGGGUGUUUUAAAAAUUUUUUACGUACAUUUAUCUUUUUAUAUCUAUUUUAUGCAAUUUUAUAAUGUUUUUAACUUUAUAAAGUUUAAUGAAAAAACAAUAAAGUAAAUUGAAAUUACCUUUACUAGUGAUUAAUGAGAUCCUUGAGGUUGAUGCUGCGACUGCGAGACUAAAUAUUUGAUAUCUGGUUCGCUUUACGUAAGGAACAAACGAAGGUCUCCUCUUUCGGUGAUAGUCAGACGAUUUCUGUGUUUGCUCAUAAUAUGAUUUCUCAUCUGUGCGCCAGCUCCCCUCCUCUCCCUCCUCAAUUCCCCUCCCCACUUUUUUAUUUUUUUCCUUUUUCUAUUUUUUAACCUUCCUUAUAGCAAUGCCCAGUAGGAAGGCUGAGCUAGGUAGCCCACUUACUAUUACUUAGUAUAGCCCACUAUAACAGACAGGCACACACACAACACACUACACACAUACAUACAUACAAACAAACAGAAAGGCAUACAUACAUACAGACACACAUACAUACAAAGACACACACAUAAGACAUACAUACAAAGACAUAUACACACAUACAUAUAAAGACCACACACACACACACAUAUAUACAGACAUACAUACAGACAAAUACAGACAGACACGCACAUACAUACAAAGACACAAACACACAAACAAACACACACAAAAUAUUUUAGUCACCCUCCUGUUUCCUACCUUUUAGGUGCAGGAGGGUGACAUUCCCUGUGGUCCAGUGGUGGCUCAGGUGGAUGGGAGUCAGAGUUCCGAUUCUGACUCCCUCUGCUUUCUCCCGUGCUGUCUGUGUGUUAGCUGGGAGGAGUGACGUGCAGUCACUUCCUCCCAGCUCCGUGUGAUGUAAUCACUGGGGGCCCGGUUGCGCUGUUAAAGCGCCCAGCGCUGACCGGGCCCCCUUACAAUCCAUAACCAUCGGGUAGCCCUGACAGCAUGGGCCACCUGAUGAACUCCUUGGACGGCGGCCCCCCGGCAGUGUGCCGCGCGGACCAGGGCCACAAAUGGUGAUGGCAGAAACACGGUCGCAGGGGUACCGCUGGCUCGCACCCGCCCGCCCAAUCUCUCAAAAUGAGGAAAUCCUACCGGCCACCUGGAAUCCUGAAACGCCCACUAGUGGGCGUUAGGGACCAGGUUGACGACCGUGGUGUAUAGUGUCUUGUGAGUGACACUAGGGUAGUUGCACUUGCACCUUUGUAAUUGGUGCCAAUCCAUCAAUUUUCAAUCUUUUUCUCUGGAUUGUUACAUCUUGGUACCGUUACAGUGAGCUGUUGUAUUUAUGGUUCUCACAGAUUCUGUAGGAGAUGCCCCCCUAGUUUGUGGCAUACUGUUUUUUUCUGUGUGAUAUUUGGGUAGUAAUUAAGAAGGCUGAGAGUGCUAUUAGCCCUGUAGACACAACUGACCAUUUCUGUUGGACAGACUGAUCUGUAUGUUCUUCACUUGAUUUGCGCCAUAGACUCUGCAAGGAGUUGUUGUAGUUAUGGUGCUAGAAUCAUGAUUUUCUUAAAUGGCCACUGGCUGCUUAUGUAUACAAUUUAAAUCCAUAAAUAAAUAAUGUUGUGGGCAGGUCCGAGGAAGGGUCUCAAGUUUUGAUAGUUUGAAGGGAAUGUGUGAAAUCCUUAAAGGAUCACUAUAGUGUCAGGAAAACAAAGUGGUUUUGCUGACACUAUAGUGCCCUGAGGGUUCCCCCACCCUCAGGGUCCCCCUCUCGUGGUGCUGAAGGGGUUAAAACCCCUUCAGUUACUUACUUUAAUCUAGCGCCAGGCUCCCUCGGCGCUGGUGACCUCUCCUCCCCCGCCGACGUCAGCGGAGCCGAAUGCGCAUGCGCGGCAAGUGCCGCGCGCGCAUUCAAAGUGUCCAUAGGAAAGCAUUUCUUAAUGCUUUCCUAUGGAGGCGAAAUAUGCCUCCAGCGUCGCAGAUGCGCCUCUAGUGGCUGUCCGGAAGACAGCCACUAGAGGCUGGAUUAACCCCAAAUUUACACAUAGCAGUUUCUCUGAAACUGCUAUGUUUACAUCUGAAGGGUUAAAACCUGAGGGACCUGGCACCCAGACCACUUCAUUGAGCUGAAGUGGUCUGGGUGACUAUAGUUUCCCUUUAAAAUAUCGUAACCUUCUAGGGCACACUCUAAGCACCAUAGCCACUGCAAUGCACUGAAGUGGCUAUAGUGCAAGGAGUGCCCUGGCUCCCCACCCCCCAACGUAACUAACUUUUGGUACAACGCUCUAUGGUGAUUACGGUGCUUGGGGUGUUUAACCUUUUCCUUUUCUUUUUUUCUUCAUGAGUUUUAAUUUAUCCAUUGUUUCAGAUCACUGGCGUCUGAAUGGGGAAGAUAUGGCAUGAGAUUCAAUGUGAUACAGCCUGGUCCAAUAAAGACAAAGGUAUGCUCAUAUGUAGAUACAAAUUUGAAGUGAAAAUAAAAUUAUUAAUUGUUAAACACUUAAAAAAUGUAAAUGUUAAUAAAUGUUUUCCAACUAAUAGGGUGCAUUUAGUCGACUUGACCCGAUGGGAGUUUUUGAAAAAGAAAUGUUACAGAGGCUUCCAUGUGGGCGCCUGGGAUUGCCAGAGGAAAUUGCCAACCUUGCCAUAUAUCUCUGCAGUGACUACGCUAACUGGGUUUCAGGAGCAGUAAGUAAUAUUAAAAUCAUAUUUUCCAGCCUAUUUAUCAUUAACUGUGGACUUUUAUCUUUCUACUCUUGGUGCUUGCCAACUUACUUAAAGGACCACUAUAGUGCAAGGAAAACAAACUGGUUUUCCUGGCACUAUAGUGCCCUGAGGGUGCCCCCACCCUCAGGGUCCCACUCCCGCCGGGCUGAAGGGGGAGGAAGGGGGUUAAACACUCACCUUUCCCCAGCACCGGGCUCCCUUGGCGCUGGGGACUCUCCUCCUCCUUCGGUCGUCAUCAGCUGAAUGUGCAUGUGCGGCAAGAGCCGCGCGCGCAUUCAGCCAGUCCAUAGGAAAGCAUUCUCAAUGCUUUCCUAUGGACGCUGGCGUCUUCUCACUGUGAAAAUUACAGUAAGAAGUGCGGAAGAGCCUCUAGCGGCUGUCAAUGAGACAGCAACUAGAGGCUGGAUUAACCCAUUUGUAAACAUAGCAGUUUCCCUGAAACUGCUAUGUUUACAGCAGACAGGGUUAAUCCUAGAGGGACCUGGCACCCAGACCACUUAAUUAAGCUGAAGUGGUCUGGGUGCCUAUAGUGGUCCUUUAAUAUACCUACAAUUGUAUGUUUGCUUGUUUAUUUUUUUUUUAUUUUUUUUAAGCCACCAUUCAUGAGCAAACUGAAUCAUCAUUCACUGAAAUGUAAAUUAAUGAGAGAGUGUGUGUGUGUAACAAAUUAUUUAAAAGUGUGUGUGUGUUGUUUUUUUUAAAUUUUUUUAUUUAUAUGUUGAGGUUUUUUUUAACUCCCACUUAUCGACAUCAUUGCAUGGCCCAGUAUUGACCUUACAGUCGUCACCUCUUAACCCCUGUACUAUGGUAUCACUAAAUACUAACCCCUGCACUGCCUCAAUGCUAACCAUUAACAAAUGUGAGGAAGGCUGAACUUGAUGGACGCAAGUAUCUUAUCAGCUAUGUAACUAUGUAACCCAUACAUUACCCUAACUAUACAAUGUGUGUAUGUAUGUAAGUGUGAGCAUUCAAGAUUUUAAUCUUUUGUCUCUUCUACAAAAAAAAACAAAAAUAUACAAUCCUCACCCAAUCAGGAAUUAUUUGGAUCAGAGGGUGAGCUAAGCACUGCAUUAUCUCAUUAUCAUUUUAACAAACUGAAGUUGUCUUCCCUCUUCCACUCCUUUACAUUACUUUCUCAUGGCAUGCAUAUGCAAAACUUUGACCUCACAUACUUGUUGGUUGGGUUGAGAUUAUAAAGGUGAAGGGGACUGAAAGAGAGGGUAAAGGGGUCGAGAUAAAGAAGAGUAGAAGAAGGCCAGCUAUAAUUUUAUUUUACUUGAUUUUAGAAAGGUAACUGAAAAAAGAAAAAAUUCUGUUAGUGGUCUGUUAGUAAGGAGUCCUUUAUACUAGGGCCCCCUUAUGGUUGUCUUCCGCUGUGCUAAAAAAAUAUUUUCAUAUCUAUAAAUUUAUUAUAAAAUAGGGAGAAGUGCAAAACUACACGUUAACAUAGGUGUAAUGUGUAUAUUAAUCUCACACCUUGGCUAAUCAUAGUAUUGCAAAUUGCAUAAACCAUUUGUAAACUGUCUGGAGAAUGCAUUUUGUUUUGUAAAAUGGAGUUCAUGCUGUGCCUAAUCUGUGUCUUAUUUUAAAAUGCAAAGGAAGUGGCACAUACCAAUUAAAACAGUUUCCUUUAUUCUGCCUUUAAUUAGUUUUUUUUUUGUUUUGUUUUGUUUGUUUUUAAGUUGUCCUUAAUAAUAAAAGUCAUCAGUUAAGAGCUUUUUGACUUGAACCACUUUAGACUCCAGCUGAACCUGUGCAGAUUACAUAUUUGUGGUGUCUGCUUCUGGAGAGCUAAUUGUUUAUUUUGGAUCUUUAGUCUAAAUGUUUUGGAGUGUGUAGAGAAGCUGUGCAGGCUGAUGUAACUUUAAACUGGUUUAGCAAUGGUUAUGUUCACUUUGUACCAGGAAUAGCGAGUUUUCGUAUUUUAAAUACCGUACUGCCAGUUAGUUAAUAAAAUAGUUAGAACCCUGUUUUGACAGAUGAAUUUGAAUAAGAAGUGCAGUUAAGCGUUGAUUUCAAACUGACCUUUUCCAAUUUGAUUUCCAUAUAAUUUAGCAAUAAACUACAACUUGCUGUUAAGGAAAUGCAAUCCUUGGUUUAAAUUCAAAGUAAAAAAAUAUAUAUAUAUAUAUAUCUGUAUGUAAAGAUAUCGAAAUAAAAAUAUAUAAAGCAUGUCUGUCCGUCUAUCAUGCAAAGCAAUGAUUUUGUUCUAAAAAAGAUUAAUAUUGAAAUGUUUUGGUCAAGCAUUCCUGAAUCUUACCGAUUGACAGGUAAUAGUGAAAUUAAGGUAGUAGCCACUGGCUAUUUAUGCAGUUUUGUAACAGCUGGAGAGCUAUAGCUGUUUGUACCUUAUUGCAUAUGUUGCCAGAUAAUAAUGCAUAACUGAUCUUUGACAGAAGUGCUGAUUAGUGUAUUUUUUUUAACAGAUCAUUAGGAUGGAUGGUGGUGAAUAUGUGUUUAUGGCAGGGGAGUUUAAUAGCCUGCAAAAGGUAAUGUAUCAUUUUAUCUGCAUUCUAAAAAAUCUAUUUUGAAACGAUAAUUACAGAUUGCUGAUGCUGUAUUGCUAAAAUACCAGUUAUACAUUGCCUUGUAUGGCAAGGAUCCAAUUUGACUUUGUUUCAGGAGCGAUGGUUCUUCGACCACUGUAGGAUGGUAUUCGAUAGAUUGUGGUGGAAAUUAGGGAUCGACCGAUUAUCGGUUUUACCAAUAUAAUCGGCCGAUAUUCGGUAUUUUCGGCAAUAUCGGUAUCGGCCAUUAUAGAUACCGAUAUUGCCGAUUAAUACCUCCUAGGACCACUGGGCUCAUUAGGUCCUGGAGGGGCCCGCAGGUAGCAUUUACUUACCUUUCCUGCAGCUCCUCCAGCUCCCCAGUGCAAAUCUUGCGAGACCCGCGGCCGUCAGAGCGUUGCCACGGGUUACCAUGGCAGCGCUCCGCACGGCACACAGACCGCAAGAUUUACACUGGGGAGCUGGAGGAGCUGCAGGAAAGGUAAGUAAACUCUACCUGCGGGCCCCUCCACUACUCAGCCAAUGCCACUGGACCACCAGGGACUGUCAUAUCCCCCCUCCCUGGCCAGGUAACAAGCAGGGAGGAGGAAAAAAAUAAAAAAUAAAACAUAUAAAUAUUAAAAAUAAACAUAAAUAUUAAAAAUUAAAAUAAAACAAACGUUAAAAAUUACAAUAAAAAAUGCCUCCCUUCCCCCCCCCCAUUUUACACAAAUCACAUCCCUUCAGGAAAACACACACACUAUGCAUUAUAUACACACACUACACACUGUAUAUAAUGCGUAAUGUAGUGUGUGUAUAAUGCACACACUACACGCUGCAUUAUAUGUACACACACUGCACUCACUUUACGCACACUACACACACACUGCAUUCCUUUUACAUACCGCACACUACAUAAACACACACACACUGUGCAUUUAUUAUAUACACACUACACAAACAGUCACUGCAUUAACUAUACACAUUACACAAACAGUCACUUCAUUAACUAGACACACUACAGUCACUGCAUUAACUAUACACACUACACAAACACACCCUGCAUUCAUUAUAUACACUACACAAAUACACACAGCUCCACUGUAUAAACACAAUGCAUCCAGUGAAUGUGGCAUGUAUAUUUUGUGCAUUUACCUUUAGAAAUAUUAUAUUUUAUAGUUUAUUUUUUCAAAAUGGUAAAUGUACAGAAUAUCGGCUAUCAGCCUAAAAGUAAACAGAUUAUCGCUAUCGGCUCCAAAAAAAAUCAAUAUCGGUCGAUCCCUAGUGGAAAUUGUCAUAUAUAACAGAGUGGACUAGCAGAAUCUAAAAGCUCUGUCUUUACCACUACCCAGGAGGUAUUGGAUGCCAUUUAGUAAUUAAGGCCCUGGCAUAUCAAAUUGCGCAUACAGCGGAUUUAGGGAAAAUCAAGCAGGUUCAAGGGGCCUAUCCCGAUAGCUGCGGUAUGCCUGGUGACAAUGUCUCACAGGACUCCCAGCAUAACUUAAUUUUCCUAUAGAAUACUUCUGUUCUCUAUAAAUCAUUUUAUCUGCUAUUUUUGUGAACUAUAUUUUCAAAUCUGUUUUCAUAUUUUACCUAUACUGGUGGAGCUACAGAAUAGUUAAAUCUAUAAUAUUUAAUAUAUGUUUGUUAAAAUGAGAGUGGCUUGCAUAUCUACUUUUCUUGGUUUAUUAUUUAAACUCCUUAAAGUAGAAAACUGAAAUCUGAAUUGAAAGUUUGAGGCUCAAUUAAGUAAGCGGAGACCGUAUUUUAGCAUAGAUUUUGGCAUUUGCAGUGGUGAGUAACGUGUAUGACUUUCUAGGAGAGCCCAACUUAAAAUUAUAUUAUAUGAAUGAAAAUUUAGUUCUGCAAAUCCUUUUACAAAUUGUAGCUCACGUCUUACUUUCAUAUUUUAUAGGUUACCAAUGAACAGUGGGACAUAAUGGAAAAAUUAAUCAGGAAGACAAAAGGCUCCUAGAACUAUUUCGGGUUCCAUUGACAUAACUUUUUGUAGUCGAGCACCUAAGGAACAAUUAUAUAUUUUGAUUAGGAGUAGUAUCCUAAUGAAUAAUAAUAUAAUUCUACAAAAAUAUGAUUAGUAAAUGCCACAUAAUUAUGUAUCAUUUUUCAAAUAAUUUUUGCAUAUUAAAACAUUCUGCACUUCAGUAUUACUUAUUAUCUUUAAAUAGAUAAAGGAAGUUCCGUUCAAGCUCUGCAUGUUCAGUUAUACCCAUCACCUUGACAAUUGCAUAUUGAAUUUAAUUUAGAAUGUAUCUCCGGCUCUGUUAAUUGAUUGCUAGAACCCACAGCAUCCUCUUGUGUGUGAUGAAAGACCAGUUAAUAGAACAGGAGUAAAGAACUUCUAAAGUAAACAAAGUAUGCUGUAAAACGAAACCUUUUAUUCAUGGAAACGGUAAGUCUCAGCUAUGGGAUGUGUGGCUAGGGCUCUGUAAGCAAAGUAAUUUAACUCAAACCAUAAACAGCAAAGGAUUGAGCAGUGAGAUUGCAGUAGCAUCAUCUAUACACCAAAACCACUUCAUUAAGCUACAGUUGUUUACACCUGUUUAAAACUUGAAAAUUCUACACAAGUUGUUGCAGUUUUAUGGCCAUUGGCAUUGCAGGAUACGAUGUGAAUGAUAUAAAUUAUAACAAAGUUCCAUUCAAAAACCAUUCUGAUUUUGAAUGUUGGCUUCAUGAAUGCGGUGUGGCAUUAUGAGCCUUUUUCUGUCAGAAAAAAACUAAGCAUAUAUAUUUUUUACAGGUAAGUACAUAAUUAACUUUAUAACAUUUUGACUUAAAACUUAAUGUGUUUUAUUACAAACAUCUAGUGGAAUAUGGCUGCUGUUUUUUUUUUUUUUUUGUAGAAAAAAAGUAAGUAUUUAUGCCAUGUUGAAAGCUCUGUAAUUGUGUUUACCUUCAAAGCAAGCAAAACCAUGUAUUAGACACAAAUGCUGGUUAGCCAGAAAUGUUAUUUUUUCUUCUCAGAUUACUAGGUUAUGUCCAGUUCACUGUGUAAAAUCAAUCUCUGCCUGCCUAUAUAAUUUUAAUGCUCAAUUAUUUCUAUGAAGGACUCUUCUGAUUGCAUUAUAUAAAGACUGUAUUUUUUUUUUUUUAGAGUCUAAAGUAUAUCAUUUUUCUUGCUUGAUAUUCUUGCGUCAUUUGCUGUGUGAUGGCUUUCUCAAGAUCAACUGACCAUGAAUAACCCGGCAGCAUAAAAUGUUUUUUUGUUGUUGUUUUUUUCCUUUAGGACAAUGCAAGAAUUUAUUUUUUUUAUCACAAUUUCAGUAAGAAUUGUUUGGUUUAAAAUAUAAUUUUUUUUUUCAAACAGCCAGUUAAUCAAAAUACUUGUCAUAGAAGUGUGUAACAAGAACAAAAUAAAUGCAUUUUUACAGCUAUAUAGUGAUUAAAGCUCCCCCCACAUUGCAGGACAUUUUGUUCCCCUGGGUAGCCCCAUUUUUUUUGGCAUAAUAAUGAUCAUGUAAGAAAAUUAUAGAAAACCAAAAGUAGGGACUAUACUUCCUUAUAUAGAAAUGCAGGUUGGAGCUUUUGUCAAGUUACACUAUCUGUCAACUUUGUAAUUGGCUAUCCACAUCAUACUCCCCUCUUUCCAGUGUAUAGUCACUUGCCUCACCUGUGCCCUAACACCCAAAUGGUAAACACUGGCACGCAAAAUUGUGUUGUUGUUUUUUUCACAUUUUAAUUUGUAUUGAAAAUGUGCAAAAUGGCUAUUACAACGCAUGUAAUUCACAAGAAGUCACCAAAUUGGGAGUAUGUAAUAGUAACAUAAAUGGAGUGGCACCGAAAUAACAAAUUUGCUGAGUGCACCCUUCUGAACCCUUUCAACCCCACAAACAUACAGGUUGACAGAUGGUGUGAAGCAUUGUGCCCCAUCAACCUUGCAGUGCCAACACUGGGACUUGCCAUCCUAUACAUCUGGGCCAUACUACUAGGGACCAGCACAUCAACAAAUUGCACCUUCUCUUUCAGUGUCGUAUGCUACAGAAUACCUCUGCAUUUGGGCCGCGGCCAAUCUCUAUUGCUCAAGUUAGAAGGCCUCCUUAAUUAGGCUGUUCUCGUUUUAUCAUGUAGGGUAGCUUUGAGAGAGAGGUGAUGCCAAUCGGCAAUAAAUAUAUACAAAUGCUAGGGGUUUGAGGGGCUUCAGUCUCCCAUACAAAGCUUGUGGAAUGUAUUUUGUGAUGUUUUAUCAGUGCACAGUCCCCGUAAUAUUCUUUACACGGAGGUAUGUGAACAUGUCUUUCAAGGGCAAGUUAAAUUCUCUCCGUAUGAUUGGGAGGCUUUUGGAAUCAAAAAGCUGGGACCCCCUCUGAAUUCCACCCUAUUCCCACCUAUCCAUAUUAAGGUCCAGGGAAAACACUGAUAGGGCAGACAGGGGCACUUGUAGUAGUUUAGGGACAGGUAAGACUGUAUAUUCAUGCCAAGUGGAUAGGGAAAAGCCAGAGGUCUGAAGCAAGGUUAUUCCUAAGCGCCCCAACAGCUGACUAACCGUGUAUUUAUUUAUGUAUGUAUGCGUUUUCCAACAUGAGCCACAGGGGCGUCUGUGAAGCUGAUAAUGUUGCUAUCAGUUGGCAGAUCGCUGUGGCUUUGUAGUAUAGAUUGAUAUGGGGAACACCCAGGCUCAAUUUCUUGAGAUGCAGUUUCAUUGACCUGCACAACACCCAAGGAGGUUUAUGUCUCCAUAUGAAGCUAUUAGUAUUUGCUGAAAUUUAUUGAUUAAAGUGGUAGGAAAAUGAUAGGUGGCAACAUCAUUUUAAUUGUGUUGACCCUGCCAGACCAGAACAUUACAGUUCUGUAAUAGAAUGAUCUGAUUUGGACAUUACAGACCAAUGGCUUAAAUGACCACUGUAGUGCCAGGAAAACAUACUUGUUUUCCUGGCUCUAUAGGGUCCUUGGGCCGCCCUCCCGCCGGGCUCUAGGGUGAGGAAGGGGCUAAUCCCUUACCUUUUUUCCAGCGCCGGGCUCCCUCGGCGCUGGGGACUCUCCUCCUCCUUUCCCCGUCAUCGGCUUAAUGCGCAUGCACGGCAUGAGCUGCGCGCACAUUCAGCCAGUCCAUAGGAAAGAAUUCUCAAUGCUUUCCUAUGGACGCUGGCGUCUUUUCACUGUGAAAAUCACAGUGAGAAGCGCGGAAGCGCCUCUAGCGGCUGUCAAUGAGAAAGCCACUAGAGGCUGGAUUAACCCAUUUGUAAACAUAGCAGUUUCUAUGUUUACAGCAGAAAGGGUUAAUCCUAGAUGGACCUGGCACCCAGACCACUUCAUUAAGCUCAAGUGGUCUGGGUGCCUAUAGUGGUCCUUUAAGGGAUAAAAUGAAGAUAUGGGGGGAUAAAGGACAGCCUGCCUUGUGUUGUUCGAAAUGGGGAACGGUUUGUAUAAGAAACCUGUAUUUGGGAUUCCUGCUGAGGAGUUUGAGUGGAGGGCCAACACUCUUGAUGAAAAUGGGAAACCUUUUUUUUAACACUUCAAUAAUGUAAAGCCAAUUAAGAUUUUCAUCAUCUUACAUCAAUAGUACUCCUGGAUAUUAGUUUUAUAGGCCAUUUUCCGGAUUUCAAGGAAGCACCUCGUAUUGUCCCUAGGACAAAGUCUGCUUGUUGGCCAAAACUAGCGUGGGCAGAAGAGAGCUCGGUCGGUCAGUUUGGUAUACAUUUUUAUGUCUGCGUUGAAAUUGGUCUAGUUUGCACUUACCGUAUAUUGGAUGGUUUACAAGGUUUUGGAAGUGUUAUUAUGUGGUCUUACAAUAAUUCAGAAGGAAACAAUUCCGGAGGUCAUAAUACAAUUAAAAAGUGAGAUGGGGAGCUAGGAUAUUAAAGUAUUUGAUGUACUACAAAUUUGAGGAACUGUUGUGUCCUGGUGUUUUGUUAGUCUUCAUAAUACCUUUCUGAGUUCCUCCUGCACUUAUCUGUCCACUCCCACUGUUAUUUAAUUUAAAAUCCCUCAUCUAAUGCCCACAUGUGGGAACACAGGGACUAUGUAUCUAUGCCACUGCACAGUCACUGGUUUUAGUAGAUAUGCUCCAUCUGCUGCAUUGUCUUAUUUUUAUUUUCUGUAUACUACUCAUUUUGCCAUAAGCGAAAGCUGUAAAGCAACAGUAGUAAGGAUAAGCCUCAACUUCCAAUUUUAGUGUACAGUUAGUAACCGUGAGCUUUUAUAAAAUACCAGUUGAUGUCUUUCAUUUAUAACCAAGUCAAUUCACAACCAGGCGUACACGUCUCCAUCUCUAUUCCAAACUAACGUGUACCAAACCUUGUGCAUGCUGCAAAAUUUUAUUCCCUUUACUGAAAACUAGCUCAACCACCACUACACAGUCAUGUGUAAAUGGGUAUAGAAUAUAUAAAGUAUAAGCGUGUUUGUUAGAAUCCCUGAUAAAAAUAGAAUAAUAAAGGGAAGAAUGAUAGAAAGAUGCAUUAUCGGUCAAGGGAAAUGGCCAAGCUUAAUAAAAUAAUACUAUGGAUGCAGUAUGAUUAAGGAGAGAAACCAUGUAUUGGUGAAAUUGUGAAACAGAUUUUUUUUAUGGUGUGAAGUUUGUCAUCAUCCAAGCAAUUUGCUGAACAUUGUAAUUGUGUGAGUGCACAAUUAAUUGUAAGCGCUUGAAGAUCCUCACAAAUAUGCUACUUACUGUCCUGUUCAAUUAAAUUUUUAAAUUUUAUUUUCUACUUUUCUUAGGUCACUGUUUCUAGUGUUUAACCCCUUAAGGACCAAACUUCUGGAAUAAAAGGGAAUCAUGACAUGUCACAUAUGCCGUGUGUCCUUAGGGGGUUAAGUUUUAGGGUAUCCUCAUGGAUGAGACUAAUCAAGGGGUAAGCAACCUAAGUCACUCCAGAUGCCAAUUACAUUUCCCAUAAUGCUAUUACUAGCAAAGCAUCAGGGGAGAUCUAGUCAUCAACAUCUAGUGCCAAUGGUUGCCUAUUCCUGGACGGGUCCCUGAUCAUGGAAAAACUAGCUAAAAUAUGUUUGUGGAGCUUCCUUGUGGGCAACGUAACUCUUGCAAAAAGUGAAAAUGUUAUCUUAAUCAGUGAAUAUCUAACACAUGCCUUAUGGAUAAAUCCUGACAUCUACAUUUUAAAGAGCUUUGCAGUCUGUUAAUUCAUCCUACUAAAUUUUCCUGAUAUAUAGCCAGAGCCCUCCAUAUCUCCUACCCUAGCUAUGGAGUUUUUUUAUUUAUUUUUUAUUUGCCACUGUUUAAGGAUACCUUUCAUGCUCCUGUACAUAACAGGGUAGUAAAUAGUAAUGUAUUGCCCCUCAUUGAACAUUCCAGUUGUGUCUACCAUUUUGAAUAAACUGUUAGAAAAUACUAAAAAAAGUG
This is a messenger RNA of Pelobates cultripes (western spadefoot toad), 40095 nucleotides long. The record is from the annotation of a GenBank genome assembly. Lineage: Eukaryota; Metazoa; Chordata; Amphibia; Anura; Pelobatidae.